Molecule: messenger RNA, 1819 nt
Organism: Acanthopagrus latus (yellowfin seabream)
Lineage: Eukaryota; Metazoa; Chordata; Actinopteri; Spariformes; Sparidae
Gene: glipr2l
Product: GLI pathogenesis-related 2, like
Exons: 5
Coding region: 398-862 (154 amino acids)
Cellular component (GO): extracellular region
Source: RefSeq, a predicted model, not a curated record
GAAACUAAAGGCACACAGAGUGGGUGUGUGCUUGUCUGAGCUAUUGAGAUAGACACACAGCAUGUAGAUAGCAGGGCAGGCACACAGGUUUAGUCAAAAGAAUUGAGACAAAACUUAAGGAAGAGGCAUGUUGCGUAAUGAUCAGUACACCCAGAUUAAUAGUUAAAGGGGAACUCCGCAGAACUGCUGCAAGCUCAAGGCGGAUUUUCAAGAAAUUGGAAGGAAAUAAAGGCAUUAGCAGCUGUUUGCAAGCAUCAGCGUUAGCUAGACAGCAGUAAAGGAAGGAGAGGGAGCAGGCAGCAGAGACGGAGGGCAGGGACAGAGAACAGAGACAGAGGAGAGGCUGCUUUCGUUCAGUGUGUUACUGAUCUUACUGAAGGCUUCCUGAGUCAGCAGCAUGGGAAAGUCAGCCUCGAAGCAGUUUGCUGAGGAGGUGCUUCAGUACCAUAAUGAGUUCAGGAGAAGGCACCAGGCUCCUCCGCUGAAGCUGAGCAACAAGCUGAGCAGGGAGGCCAGCCGUUAUGCUGAAAGUCUGGCCAGCACACGCAUCCUGAAGCACAGCGUGGAGUCCAGUAGAGGGAGCUGUGGAGAGAACCUUGCAUGGGCCUCAUAUGACCAAUCAGGGAAGGAUGUGGCCGACCGCUGGUAUGAUGAGGUGAAACAGUACAACUUCAACCGCCCUGGAUUCUCCUCUGGCACUGGCCAUUUCACAGCAAUGGUGUGGAAGAGUACCAAGAAGCUGGGUGUUGGUAAGGCCACUGCAUCAGAUGGUUCUUCCUUCGUGGUGGCGAGAUACUUCCCAGCUGGGAAUAUCACAAACCAGGGACACUUUGAGAACAACGUCCUGCCCAUUAAAACCUAGAGAUGUCUCGAUCAGCAACACUUGACUCAAGCCGCGAGGCAUUAAUUUUUUAUUUUAUUUUCAAGGAGGUAUCUGCCUGCACUGCUAUAGGGGAUACUCAGGAGAGCACCACUUCUUGCCUAAUAAAGAACCAUACUACUAUCUUGAAUGGACUUUAUAAAAUGGAAUUCACUCAGGCUUCAAGUUCGAUGUUUUUCAUUUGAAAAUGGAUCUGUGUAUGUAAAGAAUGAAAGAAGCACUAUUGUUUGACAUUGCUAACAAAACAUUUCCAGUGACCAUUUGGAUUGUAUAAUAAUUUACAUUGCCUUUGAGAGUAUUUCAUUCAUUAAUGCCAGCGCUUUAAUUUCACACACUGAAAUGCAGCAUAGCCUCGGCUCUGUAUUUGCGUAAGAAUGGGAGCUACAUCAGUGAAAAGAGACAGGCUUCACACAUUAACAUGUGGAGUCGUAUCGCUUAGUAAUUUAAAACGGAUGACUCAACGUGUCUGGUAUGAGUUCGUGUUAUUGCCGCCAUUUGUCAAAGCCGAGCCCUGGGGUCCCAAGUGUGUGUUUUCUACUCUAAUCAUUUUUUUUUUUUACAAUAAAGUUAGUCAGAAAUGCAUCUGGCAUCUGUUUUUUGCAUGCAUGUGUCAUCUGUAUGGUGUGACAUUUUCAGUGGGUGAGAAACACAAGUAAAUGAGAGUUUGAUUUCAUAAUGAUGCAUCUGCUUUUUUAAUAAAAUGUGUUGUGAAUCUGAGUAUUACAAAGUGCAACUCUUUGGAGUAUAGUUAAUAUAGGAAUCUGUUUGGCAAUGUAAGCAGUUGUAUAUGUAAACAUUUAUUUUCUAUUUUUAUUUCUUUCAAAGUUGGUAUUCAAGGUCUGAAUCCAUUUUAGACUUGCAUAAAUCUUCUGGUCCAAAAAGCAAUUUAGAACUGCAAAGUAUUUCAUUAAUAUCUGCAGACAGCCUCUGCUCCUCAGG